Molecule: messenger RNA, 2654 nt
Organism: Eucalyptus grandis
Lineage: Eukaryota; Viridiplantae; Streptophyta; Magnoliopsida; Myrtales; Myrtaceae
Product: cysteine-rich receptor-like protein kinase 2
Biological process (GO): protein phosphorylation
Molecular function (GO): ATP binding; protein kinase activity
Source: RefSeq, a predicted model, not a curated record
UUGUUUGACUCGAGCUCGCUCCGCAUUUUUCCUCGCUUUCUCACUGCCCCGUCUUCUCCACGAGCCUUCGCCGUCGUUGCGGGUUGGUCGUCCCCCCGUCAAUUCUGUACGCCCACCUCUCUCUCUCUCUCUCUCUUUCUCCAUCCAUCAUCCCCACGUUUGACUUCCCUGUCCCUCACAGUAUCUUCUUGCUCUUCCUUUUAUCACCCCCAUUUCUCCAUCUCUCUUGGGCCGACGGGAAGCGCAGGACCGGGCAGCGACGCGCGAAGAAGGUCGAGCUUCAGCCCCUAUCCGAGCCUCGUUAGGAGAACCGGCAGCUCUGUUUUCUCGAAGAAAUGGCGGGGACGACCCCAUGGGUGACCGCUCGGCAUCUCUUGCUCAUCGCUGCUUUGAUUGUGCUUCUAGAAAUGGCCGUUGGAGAUCCGAGAACCCAUAAUGUCAGGAUGACGUGCUCGGUUGAGCGUGAGCACAACUCCACCCUCUUUGUGCCCAACUUUGUGGCUACCAUGGAGAACAUCAGCGAGCAGAUGAGGACGUCUGGCUUCGGCAUGGCGGUGAUAGGAUCAGGGCCCGACGCAAACUACGGCCUCUCUCAGUGCUACGGAGACCUCUCUUUGCUCGACUGUGUCUUGUGCUAUGCGGAGGCACGUUCCUUGCUUCCGCAGUGCUACCCUUUCAACGGCGGCCGCAUAUACCUCGACGGCUGCUUCAUGAGAGCGCAGAACUACAGCUUCUUUGAGGAGUACACGGGGCCUCAGGAUGGUGCGUGUGGGAAUGUGACGCGGAAGGACACAACAUUUCAAGAUUCAGCAAGAAAGGCCGUGGCAAGUGCCGUGGCGAGGGCACCAAACAACAAUGGCUACGCGCGCGCUGAGGAGGUUGUGUCAGGGACGGCAAAUGAAUCGGCUUACGUGCUGGCUGACUGCUGGAGGACGUUGAACGCCACUUCUUGCACGGCAUGCUUGAGGAACGCGUCGGCGUCCAUACUGAAGUGCUUGCCGUGGUCAGAGGGGAGGGCGCUAAACACAGGUUGCUUCAUGAGGUACUCCGACACAAAUUUCCUAAACAACCAACCAGGAAAUGGGAGUAACAAAGGAACCAUAAUAGUGAUAACAGUUUCAGUUGUCAGUGGCCUGGUUGUCUUGGCAGUUGGAAUAACAAUAGCGUACUUUGUCUGGAAGCACAAAUACAUUCAAAAGAAAAGAAAAGGCUCUAACCAUGCGGAGAAGUUUGUCAAGAUACUUCACGACAGUAGCUUGAAUUUCAAGUACUCUACCCUUGAGAAGGCCACGGGAUCUUUUGACAGCGCCAAUAAGCUCGGCCAAGGUGGAUUUGGCACUGUCUAUAAGGGAGUUCUUCCUGAUGGAAGGGAGAUAGCUGUGAAAAGGCUCUUCUUCAACAAUAGGCAUAGAGCAGCUGACUUCUACAAUGAAGUGAACAUUAUAAGCAGUGUGGAGCACAAAAAUCUGGUCAGAUUGUUGGGAUGUAGUUGCUCGGGACCUGAAAGCCUUCUUGUCUAUGAGUUCCUCCCCAACAGGAGUCUCGACCGUUUCAUUUUCGAUGCAAACAAAGGAAAGGCAUUAAACUGGGAAAAGAGAGUGGAUAUUAUGGUUGGGACUGCAGAGGGUUUGGUAUAUCUUCAUGAAAACUUCAAGAACAAGAUAAUUCACAGGGACAUAAAAGCGAGUAAUAUCUUGUUAGACUCAAAACUCCGCGCUAAAAUAGCUGAUUUUGGGUUGGCCAGAUCUUUCCAGGAAGAUAAGAGUCACAUAAGCACAGCCAUUGCUGGAACAUUGGGAUAUAUGGCUCCAGAGUACCUAGCACAUGGUCAGCUUACAGAGAAAGCAGACGUCUACAGCUAUGGUGUUCUCUUGCUGGAGACAGUUACAGGAAGACAGAACAACAGAAGCAAAAACUUAGAAUACUCAGAGAGCCUCAUCACAAUUGCAUGGAACCAUUUCCAAGCAAACAGAGUGGAGGAGCUUUUCGACCCGAGCUUGAUGUUACAUAACCACCACAAUAGAAACAUCAAGAAUGAGGUCUUGAGAGUCAUCCAUAUAGGACUAUUGUGCACACAAGAGGCUCCUUCUUUGCGGCCAACAAUGUCCGAGGCAUUGCAGAUGCUAACAAAGAAGAAUGAAGAACUCCCACCACCCACCAAUCCCCCUUUUAUAGAUGAAAGGACAAUGGAGCUCAAUGAUGCGUGUGACGACCCAUCUUUUCCACUGAACCCUAAAACAUCAGAUUCAAUUGCCACCAUAUCAAACAGUUCCUUCCAGCCUAGGUGAAUUGUGGAUAUCUAUUAGUGGCCAGUACCUCACCUGACUAAUAAAGAUACACUAUGGAGAGCAGGGGCUGGCCCUAUUUGGCCUAAUGACGCAAGCAUCCAGAUAGGGAACAUAGUGGUGACCAUCAGAGAAAGGGCAAGUCAACAAGCAGUUGAAGCGAGAAGAUCAGCACCAUCUAAGUCAUUUGUAGAAUAUCACCACUUGAAGUUGAAGGAUAGCUUAAAUUGAAAAGAGUGCAUUAAGGCAGCUUCUGCAAUUUUAAAGGAAAUAAAGGGUGUAUAUUAACAUUAAAUAGCUAAACUAUGCAGUGUAAUGUUUUGAUUGCUUUGUAUUGAGUCACAGACUGUACAAACCAUUUCUUUCCUA